UUUCACCGAUUCUCAAUGAAAAGAAUUCCUCAUGUGCGCGUAUAAGUAGAUUAUUAUUAAGUUUCUGAUAUAUUUAAUGUAAUAGAAGUAAUCUAAGCGUGUCUAAGAUUGUCUGUAGGAUAAGCACUUACUUAAUAACAAUCAAUAUAGGAUACGAACUAAUUCCACCCAUAAUUACACAGUUCGCCCAAAUAGAGAUCUGCGUCUAUAUCGCAAUAUGGCCGUCCUGUAAUGAUUUGGUGGUCAGUGAUAUUAUUGUGAUUUCAUCAAUUCUGAAAUAUCAAAAUGGAACUUCGAGUUGGUAAUAAGUACCGACUGGGUCGUAAAAUCGGCUCAGGCUCUUUCGGGGAUAUUUAUCUUGGAACGAAUAUUGUGACCAAAGAGGAGGUAGCUAUUAAAUUAGAAUGCAUAAAAACACGACAUCCCCAGUUACACAUAGAGAGCAAAUUUUAUAAGCUAAUGCAAGGAGGGCUUGGCAUUCCUGCAAUAAAAUGGUGUGGGUCUGAAGGUGACUACAAUGUAAUGGUAAUGGAAUUGCUUGGUCCCUCCUUGGAAGAUCUGUUCAAUUUCUGUUCGCGACGUUUUUCCCUGAAGACUGUGCUUAUCCUUGCUGAUCAGCUCAUCACUCGCAUUGAAGACAUACAUUACAGGAACUUCAUCCAUAGAGAUAUCAAACCAGAUAACUUUCUUAUGGGUUUAGGUAAAAAAGGGAAUUUAGUAUACAUUAUAGAUUUUGGCUUAGCAAAGAAGUACAAGGAUCCUCGUACUAUGCAACAUAUUCCAUACAGAGAAAACAAAAACUUAACAGGUACGGCAAGAUAUGCUUCGAUUAACACACAUUUAGGCAUAGAACAAUCGCGCCGUGAUGACCUAGAGUCACUUGGAUAUGUGCUAAUGUACUUCAACCGUGGUAGUCUCCCAUGGCAGGGUCUCAAGGCUGCUACUAAACGUCAAAAAUAUGAGAGAAUAUCAGAAAAAAAACUUUCGACACCAUUUGAUGAACUUUGUAAAAACCAUCCGAUUGAGUUCCAACUGUAUCUCAAGUACUGCCGACGGCUGCGUUUUGAGGAGCGGCCCGACUACAGUCACCUCCGACAACUAUUCCGUACCCUCUUUCAUCGACAAGGUUUCACCUACGACUACAUGUUUGACUGGAAUAUGCUCAAGUUUGGAGGACCACGAGGUAACUACCAAUCAGGUGGCAAUGACCGUACCACUAUUAGACGCCAUGAACAAAAUCAGGAACAGGAAACUACGGCUGGUGCGGCGGGUCAACCCAGUACGACGGUUGCAGCAAUCUCGGAGUGGCGGUGAGGGGCCUCACCCUCCGUGCAUUAAAAUAACACCAACAUUCUGAAGCCCUGUUAGUAUUGUGACCCGCAUGUUAUGUUCUCCCGAACAGACAUUACAGACUCGGCACAUCCACAUAUGACGAGUGUAUUUACUAUCCAAUUGAAUUGACACGAGCGCGAACGCUUCCCGAUGUUCGUACGUGACGGCACGGAAUGCUAAUCUGUAUUAAAGAAAACGAUUUUGUACGCAUUCAUGUUAACGUUCAUAUAUUGUAAAUUAUUUAAUUUUAGAAUAAGUAAGGUAAUGAGUGGGCCGUGGACUAAAUGAAAUAGAACGUUUUAUUGUGACUCAUUGGAGUAAUAAAUAGGCCUACCCAUGCAUCCGUUGUACCUUUAUGCUCAGUUAUAUUUAGAUGUAAGAGUAUUACAAAAUACUGACAAAAACUAUCUACUUAAUCAAUGAGACAAUUGGGAUGUAUUUUUUUAUUUUUAAAAUAGAUUAAAUUGUGAUUAUAAUAGAGAUAAUUAAAAGAAUAUUCUAUGUUUGUUUCUUUUAUCUACAGUGAAUCAUUUCCUUAAGGGAAUUGCAAUUACAAUUUUACAGCUUCUAAGCUAGAAAUCAUAGAGUAUUUACAUAACUGAUGACUAACGAAAUAAAAUAUUAUUUGUGUAAAUACUAUGACUUAAAAGAGUGCAAUAUAUAAUUUCUUUAUUUUUUGUCACAUAAUAUUUUUUUGUCUUCCAAGUUUAAUAGUAUUUUGCACAUUCAUCAAAUUUAAGAAUUUGUAACUUACAAACUUUUUCAUGUAUGACCUACUAGGUCUGUCAAACCACUGCCAUAGUUUUAACUAGAUAAAUUUUCAAAUUGUUCUAGUAUCUUAGAAAUUCAAUUGGUUAGGCCUGAAUGAAUAUAAUGUAGUGUUAAAACAUUUAUUCCAGAAGUGUAUCCCUUUUUAAAUGAAGCUCUCUCCAAACAGUUGUUAGGUCAAUACUUUAAAUCUUGUGUUUCUUUCCUUUUUGUGUACAAAACUAUGAUCUCAAUUAUAUUUUACCAAAUUUCUCCUUUUGCUUUGUAUUCUAAACAAAUUACAUGUAAUAUAAUUGGUUACCAUUGCUGUAUCCCAUUUUACUACAAUAUUAAUUGUAGUAUUAAAUUAUUAUAUUUCCUAUUUAGCAAAGAUUUCACCACAAGUAACAGGAAAAUGUUAUAAUUUACUGUUAACAUGUGUAAUUAGUUACUGAAGUUUGUAAAUAUUAAUUAAUUCAUAAGUGCUGUGCACUGUAUUAUGAAUUUCUCAGUAGUUGAUGAGUGGCGUAUUGUUUGUACCUUUUAAAUACAGAAAUGAUUAUAAAUUGUAAUGGACCACCUUUCUCUUAAUAUGACUGAGAAUUAGGUUCAAUAUUGUGUAAAUAUUUUAGUUUCGUUUGAGGGUUGUAUUGCAAAUCUUAUAAGAUUAUUAUUAUCCUGUCAGAAAUAAGAUUUUAGUUUUUAUUUCAAUAUUUUUAAUACUUAAAAAUGAUUUGAAUAUUGAUGUAAGAAAUGUAGUUAUUCUGAAUCUUAUCUUAUUAUUUGGGGCUCAUGUUAUUGACUGCACAUUAUGAUUACUUUAAUACAAUUGUAAUACAUAAUUUGCUAGUCUCAACAGGGUAUACAAUAGCAUUUUUUAAAUAAUAACAAUUAAUGAAGCAACAAUAUUUCUUUGUAUACAGAUAGAUUAGAUAUCAGAAUAUGUUUUGAGUCCACUCGAGUGUUCUUGUUAUUUUCAUACAAACAUUUACCAUAUACAUAAUACAUUUUAACUAUAUAUACUUCUGUUAUUGUGAAUAACGUUGAUUAGAUGCAUUAUGUUGAGAUUGUGUUCAUAUGCUUGAGAACGGCAGUGUUGUCUUGAACCGCUAUAAGCGACGGCGAUGAGAGCAAUGAUUGAGCAGUUAUGUGCGGCGACUGUGCAGUGG
This is a messenger RNA of Achroia grisella, 3248 nucleotides long. It is a transcript of the gene dco, whose product is annotated as casein kinase I. Gene Ontology annotation, molecular function: protein serine/threonine kinase activity; ATP binding. The transcript is spliced from 8 exons. Gene Ontology annotation, cellular component: nucleus; cytoplasm. Lineage: Eukaryota; Metazoa; Arthropoda; Insecta; Lepidoptera; Pyralidae. Gene Ontology annotation, biological process: peptidyl-serine phosphorylation; signal transduction; endocytosis. The coding region runs from base 286 to 1314 and encodes 342 amino acids. The record is from RefSeq and is a predicted model, not a curated record.